AUGCAUGCAAAUCACGCGUGGCGAAUCCAGGCAGACUCUUUUUGGCCGGCUAUUUGUAUGUUCAUCGCUUUCACACAAUGUCUCGUCUCACCAGCUCUUUAUGGUGCUAGCCUCUUCAUGAUGAAGGAAGAAGAUAUGGCGUUAACAGCACGAACACAUAAAGGAGCUACAGGAUAUCAACAUGUGCAAUCUCAGAAUAACCCUAUGCAGGCACAACUCAUAUAA
Messenger RNA from Strongylus vulgaris, 225 nucleotides. NCBI's taxonomy places the organism in Eukaryota, Metazoa, Nematoda, Chromadorea, Rhabditida, Strongylidae. The record is from the annotation of a GenBank genome assembly.